GGACAUUCCAGGAGAUGUCACCACAGAAAAUCCCAGUAUGAAUUCUGGGAAGGGAAACCUCAUUUUAUUACUGAAUUAUAAAGCAGAAGAUGAAGAUAUCAUGUUGCGCUCUUCAGGAGAAAAUCUCAUUACCCUUAAUGUAUAUCCACAACUUCACAGUACAGAUCUAUCACAUAAUCGUCCUAUUCAUGAGGAGCCUUCCCCUGACCAGUCACAGUUUGUUACCACAAGUGCAGGUCAAAACAGGGUUAAAAGGUUUCAACAUGUUGAAGAGUUAACAAAAAGAUCAAUUAUUUCUACAUACAGAAGAGUUCAUACAGGGGAGAAGCCAUACUCCUGUUCAGAAUGUGUGAAGUGCUUCAUAAAGAAAUCAAGUCUUGUUAACCAUAAAAGACUUCACACAGGAGGCAAGCUGUAUUCAUGUUUAAAAUGUGGGAAAUGCUUUACAAAUAAAUCAGAUCUUGUUGUACAUGAAAGACAUCACACAGGACCGAGACCAUAUUCAUGUUCAGAAUGUGGGAAAUGUUUAAAAAAAAAAUCACAUCUUGUUAGACAUGAAAGAAUUCACACAGGAGAAAAGCCAUUUUCAUGUUCAGAAUGUGGAAAGUGUUUUACAGAUAAAUCAAAUCUUGUUAGACAUGAGAGAAGUCACACAGGAGAGAAGCGGUAUUCAUGCUCGAAAUGUGGGAAAUAUUUUACAGAUAAAUCGAGUCUUGUUUCCCAUGAGAGAAGUCACACAGGAGAGAAACCAUAUUCAUGUACAGAAUGUGGGAAGUGUUUUACAGAUAAAUCAAAUCUUGUUAUACAUGAGAGGAGUCACACAGGAAAUAAACCAUAUUCAUGUUCAGAAUGUUGGAAAUGUUUUACAGAGAAAUCAAGUCUGGUUAGACAUGAAAGAAUUCAUACAGGAGAAAAGCCGUAUUCAUGCUCAGAAUGUGGGAAAUGUUUUACACAAAAACCAAGUCUUGUUUCUCAUGAGAGAAGUCACACAGGAGAGAAGCCAUAUUCGUGUUCAGAAUGUGGAAAAUGUUUUAAAACUAAAUCAAAUCUUGUUACACAUGGGAGAAGUCACACGGGAGAGAAGCCAUAUUCAUGUUCAGAAUGUGGGAAAUGUUUUACAGAGAAAUCUAGUCUUGUGAGACACGAAAGAAGUCACACAGGAGAGAAGCCAUAUUCAUGUUCAGAAUGCGGGAAAUGUUUUAAAACUAAAGCAUAUCUUUUAACACAUGAGAGAAGUCACACAGGAGAGAAACCAUAUUCAUGUUCAGAAUGUGGGAAAUAUUUUACAGACAAAUCAAGUCUUCUUAGACAUAAGAGAAUUCACACAGGAGAGAAGCCGUAUUCAUGUUCAAAAUGUGGAAAAAGUUUUACACAAAAAUCAAAUCUUGUUAAACAUCAGAUAUGUCACACUGGAUAAAAGAAGAGAUAAGUACAUGUCUUGAAAUAUGUUUUGGGUCAGAUUCAAAUGAAAAAGUCAAUAAACAGCCUGUUUAAAGGGAAUCUUUCACCAACUUUUUACUAAUAAAAUUAACUGUAAUGGCCAGCCUUACAUGGUAAAACAAUUCCGAUCAUAAAUGUUUGUCACCAGGGUGUGCACUGAAUUUAUCCAUACCUCCCUACUCUUCCUCUUCUCUCCCCUUAUGUUGUGGUACUUCAAUACCAAAUCUGCACAGAACAUAUCCCCGAGGCAAGAGCCCGCAAAAUGGAAUGUAGCGAGCAGGUGCUGGAAAAGCAUCAGAGGGCACCUGCACAAGAUUUGGAAACAAUGCACUGUGACGUCAGAGGAGAUGGAAGGAAGGCUUGGGAAGUUAGGAGAGGAGGAGACACUGGGGAAAGAGGAGGGCUUGGUCAUUUUCAAAAGGAAAACCUAUCUAGCUGGGCACUUUGGAUCUGAUUUGCAUAUGAAUAGAAGUUCUUCUUCUGGGCAUUCAUUGCAUAACCUGGUGACAAACAGGUAUGCUCAUAAAGGUUAUACCAUGUACUGCUGGCAAUUGCAGGUUGUUUCAAUAGUGAAAUGUGGGUGACAGAUUCCCUUUAAUAACACUCUGCACUGUUCACUUUGUUAUACUCAUAAAAAAAAUGCCUAAAAAUUAUUCCUUUUUGAGAAAUGUGGCUGGCAGUGUUUACACAUGGUGGUGUCAGAAGAAGCAAUGGCUUGUUUCGAUCAAGCAUUCUCCCUAUUUUUUGGAGCAGCAGCAGUAUAGUAUGGAACCUGACAGAUAAGGCAGGAGAUGUGCAGCUGUGUAAGGAUAGUAGAAAAGGCAGCGGGGGCAGUAGUAGCUGCAAGGCCAACGGUAUAGUAUGGAACCUGAGAGAUAAGGCAGGAGAUGUGCAGCUGUGUAGAGGUAGUAGUAAUGGCAGCAGUGGCAGUAGUAGCUGCAAUGUCAGCAAUACAUUAUGAAACCUGACGGACAAGGCAGGAGAUGUGUGGCGAUGUAGGGUUCGUAGCAGUGGCAGCACAGUAUGGAACCUGAUAGACAAGGCAGGAAAUGUGUCUGUAUAGGAGUUAGUGAGUAUAUUGUGGAAAUAGAUGACAGAUACAGCCAGGGAACUGCACUGAAAUUCUGAAUUACUUGGUGAGAAGACAGGGAGAAGUAGUUUCAACAUCCCCAUUGAUGAUCCAAUCUCCCUAUAGGCCUCACUUUCCUUCUAUAAUCUUCUCUCUCGGCCUCAAACAGCUCACUUCCUCAUGCCUCUGCUCACUCCCUGACUUUAUUAGCUCAUGCUUCCCACUUUCUGACCACAAUCUUCUUUCCCUUACUAUAUAAAUCUCUCACUGUUCUCAUGACCGUCCUACUUUUCACACAUACAGAAGCCUACUCACCAUUUACUCCCAGCAGCCUAUUAGAUAAAAAGGUCAUAAAACUGUAAUUUUUUCAGUUAGCCAUUAAAAGGAAUCAGCCACUGAGGAAUCUCAUUCCUGUUUUUGUAUAUUCUAUUUACUGAGCCCCCUUUUGUGCGGAUCUGGCUGCCAAUCAUUACAACCAAACUCUCAAAACCAUCCUGGCACACACCUAAAUACAUUUUCUCCAGUGGUUCACUAGGUGUGCUAAAUGCUCUUGGAGAAAAUUACAAGUAUCUGCAGAUUUUCUCUAUUAUAAAUUUAUAUUUAAUACUUACAACUCUGCCCCCACCUUGCAAAAAAAAAAAAAAAAUACUAUUUUACCUUUCUUAUCUCCUCUCUUUUAAAUAACCAAAAAUGGUUCUGUAAUACUUUUCACUCCCUUCUAAGCCCUAAAGUGCAUGUGCCCAUCACUGAUCUUUGUGCUGAAGACCUGGCCACUUACUUCAGAGAUUAAAAAAAAAACAGCCAGCAAGGAAUAAUCUCCCAGUCUCCGACCGGCUUCGAUCCCCCU
Molecule: messenger RNA, 3356 nt
Organism: Bufo gargarizans (Asiatic toad)
Lineage: Eukaryota; Metazoa; Chordata; Amphibia; Anura; Bufonidae
Product: zinc finger protein OZF-like
Exons: 2
Coding region: 38-1417 (459 amino acids)
Biological process (GO): regulation of immune system process; negative regulation of transcription by RNA polymerase II; regulation of cytokine production
Source: RefSeq, a predicted model, not a curated record